ACAGUGCUUGGUACUCGCUUGCAAAAAACAUGGUUUCGAUGUUGGGUUAGAGGAAAAAAACAACAGCAUUUCUCAACGUUUUGGUUACAAAAUUAAUGGAGGGUUACAGCUUUGAACAUGGAAAAUCAGGUGUUAGUCUUGUGGAUUAUCUUGAAUUUGACGAGGAUGAACAGAUUGAAGAUUCAAGCGGGAUUACACAGGUGUAUAUGGAUCGGGACAUCGACGACUCGACCACUGAUGAAGGCCAUGGAAAUACGGACGACGACUGCACAGAUGAAAUGAAAGGCACCAUUCAGCAUACCAUAUCAGAUGACCAGAUCCUCAUGCAGAUCAUGCCAGGAGGAAACUGUAUGCCUAGCAAUCCUACACAUGCCACAUUAACCGUAGAGAGUCAGAACCCAAAGACCAAAGCAACCGAGGUCAAGAGAUUCAAGUGUACAUUUGCUGGUUGCACACGCACAUACAGUACACAGGGAAACCUCAAGACUCAUGAAAAAACACAUAGAGGUGAUUACACAUUUGUGUGUAACCAGUCAGGAUGUGGCAAGUCGUUUUUGACAUCCUAUAGCCUAAAAAUCCAUGUCCGUGUACAUACAAACGAAAAGCCAUAUGAAUGCAAUAUUUCUGGCUGUGAAAAGUCAUUUAACACUCUUUACAGGUUAAAAGCACAUGAACGACUUCAUACAGGAAAGACCUUUAACUGUGAUGAAAAUGGAUGUACUAAAUUUUUUACAACUCUCAGUGACCUUAGAAAACAUCUACGAACACACACCGGGGAGCGUCCAUAUAUAUGUCAGCAAGAUGGGUGUGGUAAAGCAUUUGCUGCCAGUCAUCAUCUAAAAACCCACACCCGAAGCCACACAGGUGAUAAACCAUUUUCUUGUCAACAAGAUGGUUGCAGGAAAGCCUUCACUACAGUGUACAGUCUCAAGUCCCACAUGAACAGGCAUGAGCGGGACCAGGCUAAAGAUAAAACAGAUGACCACAUAAGCACAUCAUUAGGAGAAACUGAUCAGAUGGGCAGUACAGUACUGUCAGAAAUGAUCUCAUUUCCAGACUACACGCAAGCAGAGGUAGUAUCUGAAAGUAAGUCUACUUUGACAGCUGAACAGCUUCUCAAUUCCCUUUAUGCGUCAUCCUGUGAAGGACAGCAAGAGGUCUCAGCUGCUAGUGCCAGGAGUAUCUGCCACCCAUCAUUGCUGUUGUUCCUGCAGAAGCUGGUCUCGGGGGAACAGACUCAGUUAUACUGACUACUAGACUCUAAUGCAGCCAUGUGUGUGGUGGACCCUGCACAGAUUAUGCCAAAUUGUUGUGUACCUAAAGGAGUGUCUGCAGCUUCAGUGCUUAUAGAAAAUUCAGUCUGUGUGAAACCUAAAACAAACAAAGUUCUGCUUGAGCCAAAAGAGGAGCCUGGAGUAGUCCCAAUGUUACCAGCGGAUGUAAUGCCGGGAUCAGUUGUGGAAAAGAGUGAAGUAACCAUUGGUUUAAGCAGUGAUGCGAGUGUAUCAGUGAUAUCAACCCGUGUGCAGCCUCACAGCAUGCCUCAGCAAGCAUGUCCCUCCUCUGUUGCUGCUGAUGCCUGCUGCUUGCCACAGGUCAUAAACUCCAUGCCUGCAGAUAGCAUGGCUGCCCAAGGAACCUCAAACACUCAAUGUUCAGAUUCCUUAGAAUCAUCUGCUGCCCAGCAAGUGUCUAAUGAUGGAACCUUAACAUCAGCAAUACAAAAUGGAAUUCCAGUGACAAUAGACCCCUCAACUUUAACAGGGCCUGUAGCACUAAACCAAGUGUUUGUACCUAUCUACAGUAAUACAGACAAGGGGCCAAUCAUUGAGCUGGUGCCAAUCAAAACCAGUCUCAGCACUCACCUUCCUGUCACCAGCAGUCACACAGAGCAAGGUGUUUAAAAGGGCCCUUCUCCAAUAAGUUGAUGGAAGAGAGUUUGCAUUGUUUAUGAAAUUUCAAUUACUUUGGCACUGUUGAAAUGCUUUCUCUAAAAGAAGGCAUGUUGGCUUUACGGGUUAUGUCUGCCAGCAUGUCAUUUGUGCUUGUAGAACAGUUUUCUGCAGUGAUACUUAUCAGGUUCAUCAGACUAUUUCAUAAAUAUAUAGUGUGCAUAUUUGUGUGAGCACGUAUUUAAACAUGUAUGCUCAUGCAUGCAAAAAUGAUAAUAACAGUGUACUCCACUUGAAGACGUGCAUUGUCUGGACCAAAUAUGAUAGAUAAACUUAAUUGAGGCAUUUAAAUUUCACUCAUAACAGUUAAUACAGAAUGGUCCAUUUGUUAAAACAAAAGACGAUUUUUAGUGCAAAAGUAAGAGACUGUUGACUCUUUUUUCAUAUUUUUGAUUCCUUUGACAGCAUUAAAGCACCCAGCCAAUUGAACAAUGAAAAAAUUCUCAGUUUUAUGGCUUUAUUGUGAUGGAUCUGAUCCUAAUUGAUAAGGAUGGUAGGAAAAAGAUAAUAUUCAGUUAAACUAAAAUGUCAGUUUUUACGUUUUUUUAACUAGCACUUGGUGAGAGAGUGUUACAUGAGAAGGUUGUAUGAGUAACCUACUGGUUGCUGUUUUUCUAGUUUGUUUCCUGAAAAAAAAAAUGGAAGAUAAAAAAAAAUUGAAAACUUUACAGAAUGGUUUUUACUAUCAGAAAAUCUGGCAUCCAAUGGGCUAACAAAUAUAUUUAAAGAUUAAUUCAAGCCAAUUUGUUAGGGAUGGUAAUAUAAUGUGCUAUAAGUGGAGUGCACUGUAUGUGCAAGUGUGGAUUAAAAAGAAAAUUAUCUCUAAGUUACCAGGUUGUCAGAACUUUUCUCAUUAAUAUUGAAUGAAAUGUGUCUGAACAACUUUUGUAAAAUUCACUGGCUGUACGUACACAUAAAAAUUGAGCAGUAUGAAGAAGGGUGGCAGUGUGGAGAGUUUCAAGAAAAGUUCUUCGCUCUCAGGUGAUGAAUAUAAAUAUUAUUUAUACAAAUUUAAUUUUCAAGGUAUUUUUUUUUAAUUAACUGCUAGUACACCAUGGCUAAAUUUAAUGGAAUCAAGGAAUCAUUUAAUUACAGGAGUAUAAUUAAGAAAGGUUUUUGAUAUUUUAUAAAUAGAGGAAAAAAUCAAGGCUGUUCUUUCUUGUAUUCAUUAGAAAAAUAAUAAAUUUCAUUCAAUGUGUGAAACCUAAAACAAAGUUCUGCUUUAGCCAGAAAGGAGCCUGGAGUAGUCCCAGUGUUAUCAGUAAAUGAUAAGAUCUUAAGGCAACUUUCAAACAGAAAUAGUGUCAUAAUAAAGGUUUUACUGCUCAACCAGUUUUCUAGACAGCAUCCCCUGUUGAACAUUUAAUCAGUGUCAAAACACUAUAGGCACUACUGUGCAUGGAACCGAAGACCGCUGAACAAAAUUGCACAAUAGCACAGGUCUUUGGUUGCGGCCCUGUGCUCCACAUGGGGGCGAUUAGAAAUAAUAAUAAAAAGAAGACAGGUCUUUGGAAGAGAAUGGAUACAUAUAUUGCCUGCCAGAUAUAUAGGCAACCAACAUAAACUCUACAAAAAUAGGAGAGUUGCAUAAUUGGGACUUAUCCUGUUGUAAAUAUUUUUUUAGGAGCAUUAAAAAAAAAAAAAUUAAGUUAUCUAGUUACGGAUAGCUUACAUACUGGUGCCAGUUGAUUAACAAAGCAUCCAGUUUUAUGGACUGCAAUACUAAAUUAAAAUCAGUGAUUAGUCCUGCUUGUCUGGACACUGCCUGCUGUUUAAUCAUGAUGGUUUAGUCCAAAGAACAGGCAAGCUGUUUAUCCGUGAUAGAGGGAACGUUGCUCGGAGGCCAUUACUAAAUCAUUGACAUUAACUAAGAAUUGAAAAGUCAAACACCAUAGCUAUCUGCUUGAAAGACAAUAUGAUGAUAAUGGCCGGGGAACACUAAAUGUGGGGCAUGUGGCAUAACUUGAUCAUAACUCAUUAAAAAAGAUUUGAAGAGUUCAACAUAAUAUUUUUAAUGGUGAGAGAGAUCUAGCAUAAGCUAACUGAAGUGCAAAAAAUUUUUAUUUUUAAGCUGCAGACAAUCAAUAAAACAUAACAGUAUACUCAGUAAUUUUCCUCAUCAUCCUUCAAGGUCAAGAAACAUUCAUUGUUGGUAUCACUUAAGUUCAUCUUGCCAUUCACUUGCCUGUUCCUUUAACUAUUAGGACUACAUACAUGUUUUAUCUCUAGAAACUCUUCUUCUUGUGGAUGGUUUUUUAGUUCUUCUGAGUUGUACCAUUCAUUCAAAAUAUAUUUAAGGAUAUUGCAUUUUAUUUUCAAUUAGCAGUAGGUCUUCAUUUUACACUUUUGACAUGAUGCUUUGCAUAAUUGGGCAAAAAUCUUCUAGUCUGAUAUAUCUCAAUACAGCCGAAUCCACUGAAUGUCCCACUCCAUUUAACUGGAACAUGCAGAACCAGCAUGACAGUAUUCUUAGUGUGUUGAUACAAAAAUGAAAGGUAUUAAUGUUUUAAAUGUACUGCUCGCUUCAUCAGAAAAUGAUGAAAAAAUUUAAAUCUUUAUUUCAGAAGUUUUCUGUUGCUUUUAGUUUUUAUUUUCACUUUUUUGAAUGUUUAAUAUAUAAGUUAUUAACUUUCGGAAAAGUAGAAAGGAUGAAACUUAAAGGAGUAACAUGUAGAUUUUUGCCUCUGGUAGAAGAUGGAUGUAUUCUGUAUUUAAGUGAUUGUUAGACAGCUGUGAAUGAAUUCGUUUUAGUGGUCUCCAUAUGUACAUACUUUCCAUCAACAGUGUUCCGCACUUUAUUGUGGAUUCUUGAAAUACAGAGCUGUCUUAAGAGACUAUUUAUUCUUUGGUUUACAAGUAAAAACAUUGGUAAUUGCUCUUGAGACAACAUGCAUUUGCGAUGUUUAAUGUCUGUAAAACCCAAGAUUGGGAUAAAAUAAGCAGAGGCAGUAAAGUUUUUAAGAUGCAAGGUUUGCUCCCAAUUGCACUGUAGAUGUAAGCUGGGAGCAUAUUUUGCACUACUUUGAACAGCACGUAUUUGCAUUUUUUUCAAGCACCAGGCACAUUUUUGUAAAUAAAAAGUAUCCUUAAAAUAAAAUCCAUAACUACUGUUUUUGUUAGCAUUUUAACUUGGUUAAUUUUGGCAUGUUAGGUGACAUUUUGUUUUGUUAUGAAUUCAUUGCUAAGUUCUAGUCAUGAUCUGCCCUGCUCCACAAUUUUUGUUUUUCUUAUGGUUUGGAGGGGUGGGGGAGAGUUAAUUCAACUUCCUUAAGCACUAAUUUGCUAUCUUUAAAUGUAUAAGGAAUUUGGCCAGCUUUGUGAAAACUACAUUGCCCUAGACGGUAAUUCAGUACAUGAAUUUGCAUGUAAUUCUGCUAGAAGAACUAUUUCUUUGAUACAAAAAAAUGCUUCUUGCCAGAAAGGGAGGUUUAAAAAAAACUAGGGUUAUCUCCCAUGACAUGUUUUUUUCCUCCUUUUUGUAGCUGUGUACAAAAAUAUCACUAAUGUGUAAUUAUUAUCUCAUUAUUAUGCAGCUCAAAGGAUUUUGUGGUUGACAGACAUCCAAGACACCAGCCCUAUAUUGAAGAGUUUAGUUCUCAUUUUAUUGUUAACCACUUGGUAUUUGCAUCUUUAUUGUGAUAUUUGGCGAAGUGUUGAAGUUUCAGAAACUUUAGAUGUUUUUAUUUAUUGUGUCCUAAUGCUCCUUAGACAAUUAUAUUUUGUAAGGUUUAAUGUUUUUUCUAAAUUUUUGCAUAAUGUUUUUAGCAUUAAAGUCUACAAGGUUUUCUUCCAGUUGGUGAGUUUGCAGUUCUUAAUCCUUACCAAGAAGAUGUAUUUUUUUUUCUUUUUGUUUCACUAAGCCUGCCCAGUAUACAACUGCAUAUCAAAACAUUUAAUAGAAGCGGUAAAAAAAAAUGCUUCCUUCCACCGACCUUUAGCACUUAACUGAUCAGUUGUUAGCUGUUUUGUACGUUUAAUUGAAACCACUAAGAACGAUGACUUGUGAAAUUGUAAGAUAAUUGACUUGUGCGUGCGUGGAAAAUGUUAGUUAAUGUUUUGGAGUGUUUGUGACAUGAAAGUUCAUAUCUUAACCCUGACCCCCUCCCCCCUAGCUUACAAAUGUGAAGUCCCCUCACUGCCAUGUUACUUUGAUUUUGUUACAUCAUAAAAAUUUACUUUGGAUGCAUGUUUAUACAAGUGUGCAAGAAAAAAGGAUGGAUGUACAUUCUAGAACUUAGUUCAUGACCCUCGCAUAGCAUUUAUAUUAUGGCAUUGUAUUUUACCAGUCAAGUCUGUAUGUGGAUUAUUCUUAUUCUGUCUUAUAAGGUACAGGUAAUUUAUACAGAGAUCAUCUUUAGCUAUUAUAUGCUUUGGAAAUUAUCACUCAUCUGUCAUCAGAAAUCUGCAGGCAGUUUCACACAAACUGUUAUAUAGACUGAGCUGUUUUUUAUGAGGUAGAUUUGUUCAGUUUUCCCUUAUGUUAUAGAUUUUACAAAUUGAAACUUUUGAUUAAUUAGGGUAAACAAGUAGAUGGCCUUUAAAAUGCUUGUUACAUUUGGCCUUACUUUAUAUAACAUCAAAUAAAUUUCAAUUGUGGCUGUCCUAUCCUACCUCUUUGUUACACACUUGCCCAUACCUGAAGCUGCUGAUGUAGCUUUUGACAUGAAAGAGAGUGUUACAGACUGCUGCACGGCCAUGUGCAGGCAGAUGUGUUUAAGUAUCCAUCACACCCAUCUGUGUGGGUGUGCUUGCAUGUCGAUAUGUGAUGCAGCAAUGAAAAGUAACUUGGAUGCCUCCGAUGUUUAACCUAUUAUAAGCAACACUGUUCUUCUAUUUGUGCCUUACAACUUACUACAAUUAUGAUUCUUUGUAUUCUUCAAGACUGAUCCGAGUUGGCAGGCUUAUCAGUUUUUAAAAAAAUAUUUGCAGGAAAGUAUAGAUUCUCCUAGAACAAGUGUUUAAAUGCUGUCUAAUAAAUUAAAUGGAGUUUAUACAUUUGAUAGCUUUAAAAUAAUUUUGCACUUAGGUUAGCUACAAACGUUUACAGUGGUUAUCAAACAAUGUAUCAGGUUGAAGAUGUAUGUGAAUAGUUUUAAAUGUACAAGAAAUCCUCAUACUUACUGCAUGUAAGUGACCCCUAUGCAAUGUGAAAUCAAAAUUCUUACACCUUAGCAGCGCAUAGAUCUGUUGGGAUGUAACAAAAAAAAACCAAACAAACAAAAAACAGCAUCGUUUCAACUUGAAAUGUGCCAUUUUUACCAGAGAAUGAUUAAAUUGUUCCAAAAUGUU
This is a messenger RNA of Pomacea canaliculata, 7241 nucleotides long. Its product is annotated as metal regulatory transcription factor 1-like. Gene Ontology annotation, cellular component: nucleus. Lineage: Eukaryota; Metazoa; Mollusca; Gastropoda; Architaenioglossa; Ampullariidae. The record is from RefSeq and is a predicted model, not a curated record. Gene Ontology annotation, biological process: regulation of transcription by RNA polymerase II.